UUCAAUUAUUAGCGACGUUUGGGAGGGUGAUGCAUGAUUUUCGUUGUAGCGUCACUUUGUUCAGUAAAGUUUAGCAAAAGUUGGGCUUUAAUUUUGGAAGAAGUAAUAAGUUAUGGUUAUUUAUUGUUGUUUAGCAAAUGCAAAAUUAUAAAUAUAUUUAAAUAUAUAAGGUCAAUAGAUUAACAAAGUGAUUGGUUAUACCAGUUAUUAUUGUCCCCUUGUUUUCACAAUUUUGGAAUCUAGUCCUCUGAAAAAAUAACGAUAGACGAUAUAUUCAAUUAUGUCUGCGAAACGUAAAGUUGGUGGAAGUGGUAAUGGACCUAACAAGCGCCGCCCUAAGAAACAGGAGAUUGAAGAGGACUUUAGUGAUGCUUCUAGUGACGAAGCCCAAUCUACCUCAAACCAAGUGGAAGUUUUAAUUCCCAAUGACGAUUUGGAACCACCUACCAAGUUACCCGAAGAUCUUCUGUUAUCUCUAGAUAAGACUCCUGGCAAAUUGUUGAUUGCUGGAAUGGUAACAUGGGACUUAACAGGAAAACGGGAUCGGAAAAAUGUAGUUAAAGUGCGCCCUAAUCUUUAUAAUUUUCAUCGUUUUUCUGAUGAAAUGUACCGCUACUGUGUUACUGGUCCAAGCUCCGCUCAUACACUACUUAUUAAUAUGAAUCGCAAAGCUCUAGCAUUUGGUCGUAAUCCUUCAGGACAGUUAGGUUUAUCCGAUGUAAAAAUAUGUGAAAUUCCGACGCUGGUUCCAGGAUUAGAGAAAUUUAAUAUUGUUCAAGCUGCAUGUGGUCGACAUCAUUCCCUCUUUUUGACUGACGCAGGUAGAGUUUACGCCUGUGGUGAAAAUAAGUCUGGCCAAUGUGGUAUUGGAAACACACUUCCAGUAGUAAAUAAGCCAACUCCGAUAAAUUAUGUAGGAUCUCCAAUUAUUCGCAUUGGUUGUGGGGCUGAAUUUUCCGUGAUCCUCGAUAUUAAAGGAAAUUUGUAUACAUUUGGUUUACCUGAAUAUGGCCAACUGGGACAUAACACAGACGCAAAAUACUUUGUUAAUGCCAACAAAUUGUCAUUCCACUUUGAAACAUCGCCUAAAAAGGUUGUAUUAUAUAUUGAAAAGAAUAAGGAAGGACACGUUACACCCGUGGACAAUGUUCAAGUUGUGGAUUUUGCUUGCGGCAAUAAUCAUACGGUGGCAAUUGACUCGAAGAAGCGCGUGUAUAGUUGGGGAUUCGGUGGUUUUGGUCGUUUGGGCCAUGCUGAGCCAAAAGAUGAAAUGGUACCCCGUUUAAUAAAAUAUUUUGACACUCAAGGCCGUGGUGCCCGUAAUGUAUACUGUGGUGCAACUUUUAGUCUCAUUGUCAAUGAACUAGGUGUCCUUUUCUUAUUUGGACAAAACAAAAAGACUGGAGAAGCAAACAUGUACCCGAAACCUGUGCAGGAUUUAUCGGGUUGGAACAUCACCGAUAUUGGUUGUGGAAACACUUCGAUUAUUAUUUCCGCUGAUGAUACCUUAAUCGCAUGGGGUGCUUCACCAACUUAUGGUGAAUUAGGCCUUGGUGAAUUCCAAAAGUCUUCGACUAUCCCUAAGGAAGUGCCCAAAAUGGAUAAUAUAAAAAUACCUCAGGUUGCUGUUGGUUAUUCUCAUACCGUUUUACUUGUUGAUACUGAUCACGAGCCAACAAAACUCAAGUAUGAAAAACUGCCAGAAUAUACCAUCGAUAAUUGAACAGAGUAAAUUUAAUUGUAGUUGUUGACCUUCAUACUACCCCUCAUGCAUUUAUGAUAGAAAUAUUAGCUCGGUGAUAAUUUUACAUCGCGCCUUGAGAGUUUAAAGAAGUAAUUCAAUAAAAAAAAUAUUAAUAAAGUAGAUAUAUUUACAUGUAAGUAGAUUUACUAAGUUCCCGGCCACUAACGUUAUCUGUACACUCGUAAAACAUAAUAUCAUUAACUUUUUUGCAAUUGUAUUGCUUUGCAUUUCUAAUAUCUACAUUUAUAAAACGGGUUUGUAAAAGAUGUACGAUAAAUCUGCAGUAAAUUUUCUUUUAUAUCGGAACUCCACUACAUACUUAUUUAGAAAUAAGUUUAAUAAAGUUAAGAAUCAGUGUCACUGUUUUAUA
This is a messenger RNA of Bactrocera neohumeralis, 2114 nucleotides long. Its product is annotated as protein RCC2 homolog. The record is from RefSeq and is a predicted model, not a curated record. The transcript is spliced from 5 exons. Lineage: Eukaryota; Metazoa; Arthropoda; Insecta; Diptera; Tephritidae. Bases 281 to 1723 code for a protein of 480 amino acids.